AUGGAUAAACUCGGCAAGCUUCCUUCGGGGAUAAUAGAAACCAUCUUAUGUCUACUACCGAUUCAAGAGGCAGCAAGGACAAGCAUCCUCUCUAAGGAAUGGAGGUACCAUUGGACCAAAAUCCCUAAACUUGUGUUUAUUGAGGAGGAUGCAUUUGAAGUAUCGACUCAUGGGGAUGAGUUGUCUGUUUUGGAGCAAACGUUCGACAGACCAAGUGAGAGGAAAAUGAUGACCAACAAAUGUAAACUUUUCUAUGCUAUAUACCAAGUUCUAUUAGUGCAUGAGGGUCCAAUCAAUGAGUUCACCCUUUGCAUGGAAGUAGAUGGCUCAUGUGUUGAGAUUGACCAUAUAAUUCAUCAUUUGUCAAAGAAAAAAACUGUCAAGAUAUUAAAACUUGACUUUAAUGGGAGCUAUAGGCUACCCUUAUCACUCUUCUCGCUCCAUCAAUUAACAGAAUUGUAUCUCAAUGGUUGUGUUCUUGAUCAUCAACCAUCAUCUAUUGGAUUUGGUAGCCUUACAACCUUAAACAUGCAAGAAAUAUGGACUUAUGAUAAAACGCUUCUGCGUCUUUUAUCGAGUUGUACAUUACUUAAGAGAUUGACUAUCAACAGUGAUGGUGGAACAAUCGAUGAAAUUGGAGAUUUGACCAUGGCUGAUCUCUUCGAGUGUUUACGGGGCAUUGAAUAUCUGACUAUUUGGUGUUUCAUCUUUUUGGUAAUUAUAUCCGCAUGA
Messenger RNA from Helianthus annuus (common sunflower), 732 nucleotides. Its product is annotated as F-box/FBD/LRR-repeat protein At1g13570-like. The record is from RefSeq and is a predicted model, not a curated record. Gene Ontology annotation, molecular function: protein binding. The coding region runs from base 1 to 732 and encodes 243 amino acids. The transcript is spliced from 2 exons. NCBI's taxonomy places the organism in Eukaryota, Viridiplantae, Streptophyta, Magnoliopsida, Asterales, Asteraceae.